AUGGCAGGCGUCUUCCUGCCGUUCUCCGACGUCGAGUCGGCGAUCGAGAGACACUCGGAGGAGACGCCGGGGAUGACGUCACGAACCACCGCGAGAGAGGAAGUUAACGGCAUUCCGUCCUCCCUCUCUCCUUGCGGCGCGACCGGAGGAAAGUUCGCGGCGUGGAGUCGGGGGUGGAAGAGUGCGUCGGGGGAUUCCACGCCGAACCUCCCAUCGAGAGUCGGAGGUCGUCACGGGAUCGAAUAUCUCGAGCCGCAUCUUUCGGGACUCGUUUGGUCGAUGGGAGGUGCACGAUGCACGUUUCUCCCUUUUCUCCUCCUCCUUCCCCAUCCCCGUGUCAGUAUCCCCAUCGAGUCCCGUGCGAACGUCCCCUUCCCGUGUCGGUUUCCCCUUCGAGUCCCGUGCCUCUCCCGUCCCGGAGUCGGUCUCCCUGCCGGAUCCCGUCUCUCCCCGACGAUGGCUCCUCCUGCGGCCGAACGGGUGGACCUCUCCCGGAAGGGUCUGACGCGGUGCCCGUACCUGCAGGAGCCGGAUUCCGUGUUCCUGCUCAACCUGGAGCACAACCUGCUGCGCCGGAUCGAAGCGCUGUCGGGACUGGGGAACCUCGUCGUCCUUUCGCUCUACGACAACCAGAUCGACGCCAUGGAUGGUCUCUCCGGUCUCGCCUCUCUCAAGCUCCUGCUCCUCGGCAAAAACAGAGAGAGAUUCCGGGUGGAGACGGAGACGUAUCGGUUCGGCGAUGAGAAACGUGGGAACGCGGCGAAGGUUCCCGAUCUGCCACGAGAGGCAUCUCGUGCGAGCCGAGCAAAAAUCUCGACGGGCCCGAAGGUCCGGGAGCGCAGAAAUCGGGUCUCUGUCGGAAACGAAGUCCGUUUCCUCGUCCGUCAUUCUUCGGUCGUGGAUCCCAGAGUCGGGAUCGCGAGUCGGAGCCGUCGAAAGUCGCUCGGAAGUUAUUUCCGACCGUCGGAGCGACAAAACGACGACAGGUGA
This is a messenger RNA of Darwinula stevensoni, 990 nucleotides long. NCBI's taxonomy places the organism in Eukaryota, Metazoa, Arthropoda, Ostracoda, Podocopida, Darwinulidae. The record is from the annotation of a GenBank genome assembly.